CCGGCGUGUACGUCACUUAGCGACUGAGAGCCGCUGAGACAACUAGUGCUUGCUUGCCAGUGGAAGAAGAGUGUGUCGCCUACACUUUCUCUUUGCACUGUCGGUUCGGUCGCCAGUGUUUUCCGAGCUUUCUUCGAGUGUUGUUGCCGCCGUUUAGUGUGGAAAUAGCGAGUGCCGCCGACGUCCGUGGAACCGGCCGUCGCUGAGAAGUUUGUGCCAGUGAGAAAAGUGUUUCGUCUUCAGUCUUACAGCGCCAUCGCCGGAGACAAGAUGACCCUCGAGGACGUCGCCAACAAGGAUUCGCCAAUGGCUAACAGAAAGAAGCUGUGCCAGACGGUUCGCUGCAUGCUGCGGCGCGCGCAGGCCGAGAAGCGGCUCGCGUGCGGCCUGCUGCCCGCCAUCAAGCUGCUGGAGUCCGACCCGGGCAGCGUGCUGUUCUGCGUGCUGCCGCAGACGGCGCAGGGCGACUCGGCCAUGCACCACAUCCACACGGUGCUGCUGCAGGCCUUCUGCUACGAGAACGACAUCAACAUCAUCGAGGUGGACAGCGCCGAGCGCGUCAGCUCCAUGGUGGCGCCGGCGGGUAAGAAGCCGCGACCCAACCUGGACACGCGGUGCGUGCUCGUGUUGCAGCCGCAGGAGUCGCCGCCACAGCAACGCCUGAGCGACGCCGAGGAGGAGCUGGUUCGCUGGUGCGACGCGCAGCCGCAGCCCGCGGUCAUCAAGCUGCCCGCGCUGUGAGGGGCCGGCCGCAGUCUUCUCUAGCAAUCAGAGAAAAACUUGAAAGCCCUGGAAGGCAAAAAAAUUAUCUCUCUCUCUGCGGGAGCCUUUGGGCAUCGUCGCACUGGUGUCCAAUCCCUGGGGUCUCAUCGGACGGGGACAUGGUCACUCUCCCGUGUCAUCCUUGGGGCAUCCUUUCCUCGCACGCCCACGUGAUCCGGAUUGGCGGGUACGCAGUAAUGCCGCAAGCAUCCAACCUGCAUCGAGAAACACAGUCUCCAUCUACGCCGCAUUCAUCUUUCGCCGUGAGUUCCGUGAGCAACAUCAUUGCCUGGUCCAGCACCUGCAACGUCAUCAAAAUCAUCACCAAAGAACACUGUAAUGUGAUUGUACCAUGCUGUCUGGAAGCCGCUGGACAAGUUACAUAAAUUCUGGAACUGCUGAAAGCCGAGGUUCCAGCUGAGAAGUCAACCGUGUCCAUAUUCCAACUUCACAACGCUUGGAGAAACUACCACUGCUGUCCAAAGUUUGUGGAAUGUGAUGUUCCAGACAGCCUGAACGCAACCGCAUUGCCAUGUCUGGAUUCGUGACAGGCACAUGGAGGAGACUGCUGUUCCGAAAUUCACACGCUGGAUCUGCCACCGCUGACGAUUUCUGCGCUACCCGCCAGUGAUCACACGUGAUCUGGCUUGGCGGCUGCUGCGUUUGAAACGAGAGGGCCAAGCUUCAUCAGGUGGAAGGAUCACAGACGAUCCUCUGCUAGAAUCCCAUCCUUAAGUGGUCCACGCAUGUAGGACAUUUUGGCUGCGGUCAUCCUGGGUCACCGGAUCUCAACCGCAACAAUCGCAUUGAGUGGUUGUUGGCCGAGGUGCCGCAGGCGCUUGUGAAUCCCUCACUCGCUGCAAAAGUGUUUUUUUUAUUCUGUGACAUUGAACUCGUCACCAGCCGAGCACAUGGGGACAGAAGGCUUUGUAAACGAUGAACUGAAAAAGGGUGAUAUACGUUUUUCUAUGAGAUCAUUGUUGAGUACUUAGAGAUGUGAUAUUGUUUUGGUUUAUUGUUGUUGAUCGUAUAAAAGGAAUGCAUGAAGUAUGUAAAAGGAAAGAAAAAAAAUGUUGUGGUUGAAAAUAAGCAUUUGUUGUAUUCUGCUUUGCAGAAUAAAUAAAUAA
Molecule: messenger RNA, 1889 nt
Organism: Schistocerca serialis cubense
Lineage: Eukaryota; Metazoa; Arthropoda; Insecta; Orthoptera; Acrididae
Gene: Gadd45
Product: growth arrest and DNA damage-inducible protein GADD45 gamma
Exons: 3
Coding region: 271-741 (156 amino acids)
Biological process (GO): regulation of cell cycle
Cellular component (GO): nucleus; cytoplasm
Source: RefSeq, a predicted model, not a curated record